Messenger RNA from Chrysemys picta bellii (western painted turtle), 3202 nucleotides. RefSeq names its product mannosidase beta (gene MANBA). Gene Ontology annotation, biological process: glycoprotein catabolic process; carbohydrate metabolic process. Lineage: Eukaryota; Metazoa; Chordata; Testudines; Emydidae. Gene Ontology annotation, molecular function: beta-mannosidase activity. The record is from RefSeq and is a predicted model, not a curated record.
GGCCCCAAAGGGGUGUGCGGAAGACGGGCCGGGGCCGGGGGAAGACUCUCGCUCCCGGGUGCAGCGGCCUGCAGAGGCGGCGCAGGCGCCCUGCUCCCAGAGGAGUGCACCGCGCUGCCGCCGAGCCGAGAGCUGCGGGGGCUGCAGGGAGAAGGCGGAGACCGGCUGUGGCUGCUGCACUAAGCCCCUUACGCCGCGGGCUUCGGAGCCCUAUGCCCCCGCCGGCGAGCCCGGGGUCCCGGCUAGUGGCGGCUCGCGGUAGCUUCCGGGAUGCUGCUGCUUCUGCUGCUUGCUGCCUGUUGGGGGCGGGGGGCGCUGUCUGGCAGCCCCCCAGGCCCGGCGGUGCACAGCCUGCGAGGGGGCUGGUGGCUGGGCAACGGGAACGGCUCGGUGGUGCUGAAAGGGGAUGUGCCUGGCUGCGUUCACACGGCCUUACUCCGCCAGGGCCUCAUCCAGGAUCCUUACUAUAGGUUUAAUGACCUGACCUACAGAUGGAUCUCCUUGGAUAACUGGACUUACAGCAGGAUAUUCAAAACCCCUUUUGAUGUCAGCAAAUGGCAGAAAGUGAAUUUGGUUUUCGAGGGAGUAGAUACAGUAGCGCAAAUCCUGAUCAAUAAUGUCACUGUUGGGAGAACGGACAACAUGUUCAACAGAUAUAGCUUUGAUAUUACCAGUGUGAUCAAGGAGGUCAAUUUUAUUGAGGUCCGUUUCUUAUCAGCCAUUUCAUAUGCAGCAGAGCAGAGCAGAUCUCACAGAGCAUACAGGGUGCCUCCACAGUGCCCUCCACCUGUGCAGAAAGGGGAGUGCCAUGUUAAUUUCAUCAGAAAGGAACAAUCUUCGUUCAGUUGGGACUGGGGUCCCUCUUUUCCCACUCAAGGAAUUUGGAAAGAUGUUAGAAUUGAAGCCUAUAACCUUUGUCACCUGAUCUACUUCACUUCAACCCCCAGCUAUGUGAAGAGUGCUCAGCAGUGGAGUCUUGAAAUAGAGUCUGUUUUUGAUGUAGUCAGCUCAAAGCCAGUUGUUGGUCUUGUGACAGUGAACAUUCCUAAGUUGCAAACACAGCAAACCUAUACUACAGAACUUCCUCCUGGAGAAGGCAGAAUUGUGCUGCUCGUAAACAUCAAUAAGAGUGCUACAGUGCAGACUUGGUGGCCUAGUGGCCAUGGAAACCAAACUGGAUAUGACAUGACAACAACUUUCAACAUGGGGGCAGGAUACAAGAUUGAGAAAUUUUCGAAGGCUUAUUUUCGAACAGUGGAACUGGUUGAGGAGCCUAUACCUGGUUCACCAGGCCUGAGUUUCUACUUCAGGAUCAACGGACUCCCUGUCUUCUUUAAGGGAUCCAACUGGAUUCCAGCAGAUGCCUUCCAGGACAGAGUUUCCUCUGAUAUGUUAAAGCUCAUCUUGCAGUCCACAGUUGAUGCUAACAUGAAUGCGCUUCGUGUAUGGGGAGGAGGAGUAUAUGAGCAAGAUGAAUUCUAUGAUAUCUGCGAUGAACUAGGAAUAAUGAUUUGGCAGGAUUUUAUGUUUGCAUGUGCCCUUUACCCAACUGACCAGAACUACUUAGAAUCAGUAAGAGCAGAAGUUACUCAUCAGGUGAAGAGAUUAAAAUCUCACCCAUGCAUCAUUUUAUGGAGUGGAAACAAUGAAAAUGAGGCAGCAAUUGCAGGCAACUGGUUCUCUAUACCACACGAUAAGAUGGAAGUUUAUAUCCUAGACUAUGUGAAACUUUAUGUGAAGAACAUCCAAGAAAUUGUUAUUGCUGAGGAUAAGAGUCGUCCUUAUAUUACAUCCAGUCCCACAAAUGGCAAGGAGUCUGUUAAAGAAAGCUGGCUCUCCCAAAAUCCUUAUGACACCCAUUAUGGUGACACUCACUUUUAUGACUAUCUCAGUGACUGCUGGAACUGGACAGUGUAUCCUAAAACUCGGUUUGCCUCGGAGUAUGGAUUUCAGUCCUGGCCCUCCUUCAGUACAUUGGAAAAGGUCUCCUCUACAGAGGACUGGUCUUAUACAAGCAAUUUCUCCCUCCAUCGACAGCACCAUGCAGCUGGUAACGACCAAAUGCUUUAUCAGGCUGGACUUCACUUCAAGCUGCCUCAGAAUACAGAUUCCCUAAAACUGUUCAAAGAUACAAUUUACCUCACUCAGGUUAUGCAAGCCCAGUGUAUAAAGGCAGAAACGGAGUUCUAUCGGCGUAGUCGAAGUGAGAUAAUCAAUGGAGAGGGACAUACAAUGGGAUCACUCUACUGGCAGCUUAAUGAUAUCUGGCAGGCCCCUUCAUGGGCUUCUCUAGAGUAUGGGGGCAAGUGGAAAAUGCUCCAUUACUUUGCCCAGCAUUUCUUUGCCCCACUGUUGCCUGUGGGAUAUGAAGAUGACGGCGUGCUGUACAUCUACGGAGUGUCGGAUCUUCAUUCAGACUGUGAGCUGACGCUCCAAGUCACUUUGCACCGGUGGAGUUCGAUGGAGCCAGUGUGUACCCUUGCUAAAGAGGGUGUGACCCUUAAGGCAGGGAGUGCUGCCCCAAUUUACAAGGAGCCCAUAAAUGACCUGUUGAAAAGAUGUGGGAAUUGUACCAGGCAAAGCUGUGUCGUCACCUUUUACCUUAUGGGAAAAGGCGAGCUCCGUAGUCCUGGCAACUAUCACUUCCUAGCUUCGCUGAAGGACGCGGUGGGAUUGGAGAAAGCACAGCUCAGUGCCACUAUUUCUCAGCAAGGUGACCUGUAUGCUUUUGUUCUGCAGACCACAGCAAUCACUCCUUUUGUUUGGCUGGAUGUAGGGAAUAUACCUGGGAGGUUUAAUGACAACGGCUUUCUCAUGACUGAGAAAAGAAAAGUUGUGGUGUUUUAUCCGUGGGAGCCCAUCAGCAUCGAGGAACUCAAAAAAUCACUCAGCUUGACUUCACUGAUGGACAUUUACUGAGGAAAUCUCAUGUCCUUUAUAGGAAAUGUUUCCUGUAGUGGUAGCAGAAUAGAAACUGGAAAUCUUCAAAGGAGUACAACUAGGACUCCGUGUUUGUCACAGAGGUUGCGGAAGUCACAGAUUCGAUGACUUUCCGCCACCUCCAUGACUUGUGCGGUGGCCAGUGUGGCUGACCCCAGGGCUGCCCAAGCAGUGACACACUCCCCCUGCCCCAAGAUUUAGUCAGGGGUAUAGUAAAAGUCAUGGACAGGUGACAGCCAUGAAUUUUUGUUUAUUGCCCAUG